UGUAAUCAAGAGAAGUUUACACUUUUUUAGCCACACAGCAGCGUUAUGUCUAGGGAUGGUGAUGCUGGUCGGUCUGUUGGUCCAGACUGAAAUAUUUCUAAUAGAUUGUCAUGAAAUUUGGUUCAACUAAUGAAAUGAGAUUAACAGUAGGCUAAUCUAUCAUGUUGGCAUGUUAAACGUAAAAAUAAAAAGAAUGGGAAAGCUGCACACAUUUAACUACACAUAAUAACUCAGCCCUCAGUUUUUAAUUAACAUGUUAAAUGUUGACAUAACAUUAAUAUAGGCCUACUAAAUGUUAUCGUAAGGAGAAAAUCUGCACACUCAUAACUUUUCUUUUUUUAAACUCAGAAUCAAUGUUUCAGAACAUAAUGCCGUCUUCUAAAUAUUAGAAAGUUACGGCGAGUUAAACAUUAGCAUGUUAACAUGCUAACAUACUAAGCAUUACAUACAAAAUAUUAGCAAUUUAAAAUGCUAAUGUUGGCAUGCUGACAUGGUAUUGUAAAUAUUAGAUAGCAACAACAUGUAAGCUAGUUGUUAAAACAUGAUGACAGUUAACACGCUAACAUGUCAGCAUUCAGCUCAGUGCACAGCUGAGCCUACGUACACUUCAAACUGGAAAGAAGUCUCGGAAAAUUUGACAACGCAGAAAUGUGGCGGUAACAUAACAUGGCCCAGAGCCGUAUACACCUGUUCUCUGGCGCCACCCUGAGGCCAAGCUUUACAUUGCUUGCAUCACCAGCGGUAAAUGAGUUGCAAAGUUGUCUCUCAAUUACAAUAAAAUGUAGUUGUCUGGUUUAUAACGAGCUACAUAACUUUCUCAUGGACCUGCUACCAUGGUUAAGGACUUUAUUGUUCUUUUGUUUUUUAUGUUUUUGGAGGCAGUGAUGUUAAAAACAAAUAAUGUCUUAACAAAAAGACAGUUUGGAAACUUGAUGCAACGCAAAGUGAAAACAGAGACAAGACUGAACAAUGAAUGCUAAUGAUUCGAUUGAGCUUUUAUGACUUUAUUUAUGUCUUUCAGUUACCUCUCAUUCUUGUAAGAUUUAAUUUUCUUCAGCACUUCACUUUAUUUACAGCCGAAUGGACCAAAUUUCUUACGGAAAAAAUGUGUUUACAAAGCAUCAGUUUUUUUGUAAACUCUGUAGACGACUCAGAAAAGAUUCAUGUUUCUGCAAUUCAACAUUCAAACUAAAAAUGGGAAUCAAUCCACAGCAUCCGUCUAUUUAACAAGACCAACUCAUCAGUGUUCACAGAAUGAAAUUCCUUUGGUGUAUUUGUCAAGCUAGUUGAGCUGAUCAUCACUGUACAUCAAAAGGUUUGAUUGUCCAAAAAGGUUUACACAUGCAUCUAUAGUAGUUUGACAGCAAUGGUUCCUAUUUGUUAUAAUUCAUUAUCGCUCAACUUCACUGUAUCACACAUGUAGCACAAACUGAAUUAUAUAUUGCAUAUUUGUAUUGUUGGAGUCAGAUGUUCAAUUUCAAAUGGUUUCAUUUAUGGAUAUUUCAUUUAGAUACAUGAAAAAUAAUAUUAAAUUUGGACGCAUUGCAAAGAAACAUAAAAAUAUAUCUAAUGUAUAAGAUACGUAUUGUUUGUACUUAUGUUCAUCUUUCUUGUGUAAUUCUUUUUGACAUGCUACUUUUAUGCUUUAGCCAAGACUUUGUCCACAUCACAGUUUUAACUGUAAACCUUAUAUCAGUUUUUCUGUUUUAUUUACUUUAUAUGCGGAUCAUUUAUAAAUGAUCCAAAUAUAUAGUAAAAGAGAGCAGAAACUCCUGACGUGACCAAAUGCCCAGGUGUAAAUUUUAACACAUUUCACUGUAGAGAAGAAUCUCAGUAGCGACUGUGUCAGAUUUAAGCUUAGCAGCACUGAUCUAAUUCUGUUGCUAUUGAAAAAGCUGUGUCCUAUCCUCCCUCGUCUGCUGGUAGCUCGGGUAACCUUAAAGGAAUGCAGAAGAUGAUGCCAGAAUUAUUUUGGGCUGAGAUUCAGAUGUUAAAAUAGCAAAAAAGGUUGCAGGGUAGAUUACCAAGGAGAACGCAGACAGUUGUGCUGUCGACCCACAUGUAGCUCUUUUACAGAGAGACCUUGAAAAGCAACGUUUCCAGCCAAGGUUGUAAAAGCAGAAGUGGAGCAUCCAGACAUGCCCAGAGGCCUCAGCUGCUUGGCGAGCCCUGAGGGGGCAGACGGCAGGUAUGAGACCCCCCCGGCUUCAGAGCUCCAGAGGCUAAUGUGGACAAAGAAAGGGACCAGCAACCAUCUGGAUAUGGUUCAGCCCAGGAUCUACAUUGGAGACAUGUAUGCAGCCAAAGACAAGAGGACACUCCAGGCUCACCACAUCACCCAUGUACUUAACGCUGCUGAUGGGAAGUUCAACGUGAACACGGGCCCCAGCUUCUACCGUGACACCCAAAUCACUUAUCAUGGAGUGGAAGCUUUUGACAUGCCAUCCUUUAACUUGAGUCCCUUCUUUUACCCAGCAGCCAAUUUUAUCAAGAACGCUUUGAGCUUGCCCACAGGUAAAGUGUUUGUCCAUUGUGCGAUGGGUCUCAGCCGCUCGUCCACCUUGGUUCUGGCCUACUUGAUGAUCUACGAGAACAUGACACUGGUGGACGCCAUCAAAGCUGUCAGCGCCAACAGGAACAUCUCACCUAACAAUGGUUUCCUGGAGCAGCUCAGAGAGCUGGACAUGAAGCUGCACUGCCAGGGAUCAUCCAGGAGCUGGAGUGCCAACGGGCAGACUUGAGAUAAAAUCCAUCCGUCGAUAAAUUUGGAUUAUACUGUUGAGUUUGUAGUAGAUAUUCCAGCGAAGAUAUGAAUGUUAAAAUAUGCUUUUAUUGCCUUUUCUUUGUAGACAAAUUUCAUUUUUUUUGUGAAGAAAUGAAAGUGACUUAAAUUACAUUAAAGGCUUUUUAUUGUAAUAAACUACGAUUUAAAGAUCAAAACCAACAGUGACUACAGUGGCCAGGUUGGCUCAGUUGGUAGAGCAGGCGCACACGUACACAGAGGU
Messenger RNA from Perca flavescens (yellow perch), 3005 nucleotides. RefSeq names its product dual specificity phosphatase DUPD1. The transcript has 4 exons. Bases 2139 to 2741 code for a protein of 200 amino acids. Gene Ontology annotation, biological process: negative regulation of MAPK cascade; protein dephosphorylation. Lineage: Eukaryota; Metazoa; Chordata; Actinopteri; Perciformes; Percidae. Gene Ontology annotation, molecular function: protein tyrosine/serine/threonine phosphatase activity; MAP kinase phosphatase activity. The record is from RefSeq and is a predicted model, not a curated record. Gene Ontology annotation, cellular component: cytoplasm.